UUUAAAAUUGUCAUCUUGUCUUAUACCAUACCUCUUUCCCAAGUUUCUAAAAUCUAAGGAACCGCGCGCCUGACGCCUACAAGGCGCCAAUUUCGGUUUCUCAGACGUUAUCGAGUGAUUACAUGUAGAAACAUACGAAUACAACAAAAUAGACAUCUUGGUUUCAUUUCGAUUUAGUCUUCUAAUCCAAGUUUCGAAAAAUGGUACGAAAAUGUGGAAAGCUGAUUCGUUUAUCGAUAAUUAUGACCAAGCAGGAAGGAUCACACGAGUUCAAUAUCAAUACCACUGGAUCACACAAAUAAAAAAGAGCAAGGCCAACGAAUUCUGUUGAUUCUAAAUGUUGAGAGAAUUGUUGACUAAGCACAUUGAUCAACAAAAAAAUCAAAAUGGUUAUGAUUGAAAAAUGUUGCUGUGGGUGUCCAUUGAGAGAAGGCAGUUUAGCAAUAGUCAUUCUUGAUUUUAUAUCGACGUGUUUUUACAUUAUCCAUCUUUACGCCAUCGCAAACACCUAUGAUCCAGAGGGUAAUAAAUACAAAUCUCCCGGUAUUUUGAUUACUUUUAUCCUUCUAUUUCAUCCUUUAGCAGGAAUAAUCGGAAUACUGAAAGAUCUACCAAGAGGUAUUUUAAUUUACGUGGUAUGUUCGUUGGUUCGACUUUUAACCAUAGGAUUCGAUAUUCUACUGCUAUUUCUGUUCUCAAAAACCAUGUUUGUUGAUAUCCCAAAAGAUUACCAGAUUGAGAUCGUCGCUAUACUGGGUGCUUGGGCUACACACGUGUAUUAUACCGCAGUGGUUUAUAGCUAUUAUCAAGAGUUGACAGAGAGAAACAAAUCAUCAGCUUCGGCUACAAACGUGUAAAUUAUAGAUUUUUACUGAUUAUUUUGAAAUAAAAGACAACCUAGAGGUACUUUUCUGAAUAGAUGGUUUCCUUUUUCUAAUUUUGCGGUACCUACUUUAUUAUACCCGAUUACUCGUUGGUAAUUUUAUUGAUAAUAAUUAAUAAGUUUGUUUUU
This is a messenger RNA of Planococcus citri (citrus mealybug), 1012 nucleotides long. RefSeq lists its product as uncharacterized. The coding region runs from base 387 to 857 and encodes 156 amino acids. The transcript is spliced from 6 exons. The record is from RefSeq and is a predicted model, not a curated record. NCBI's taxonomy places the organism in Eukaryota, Metazoa, Arthropoda, Insecta, Hemiptera, Pseudococcidae.